Messenger RNA from Onychomys torridus (southern grasshopper mouse), 2481 nucleotides. RefSeq names its product endogenous retrovirus group K member 25 Env polyprotein-like. The record is from RefSeq and is a predicted model, not a curated record. The coding region runs from base 95 to 1039 and encodes 314 amino acids. The transcript is spliced from 2 exons. NCBI's taxonomy places the organism in Eukaryota, Metazoa, Chordata, Mammalia, Rodentia, Cricetidae.
ACGUAGCACUUUCAACGUGUUCUCUAGCACCAUGUCUGUCUGCAAGCCACCAUUUCUCACCCUGGUGAUAAUUGUCUAAACCUCUGAAAAUAGGAUGGAGUCACCAAAUACUGGCUACCUGCCCGAUGGAUCCAGACGUGCUCCAUUACGGACGGUUCCCUACCCACCACGACGUUGUAAGACUAAUCAACGAGACAAUGAUGACAUUCCAGUAACUGCCAUGGCCCACCUAUCACUUGGAGGACGUCGGAGACAUCGACUAUUGGCUCUUACUCCUUUGCCUACCUGGGAGCAAAUUAAGAAGCUUAGUGGGGAAGGUCAAAAGAUAUUACAGAGAACAGGCAAAACUCUGACUGCUGAGAAUUUGUUCUUGGCAAUGUGUGCUUUACUUACUGUUACUUCAUCUGCUGAAAGGGCUAAUGUAAGCUAUUGGGCUUAUAUUCCUAACCCACCUUUAAUGGAACCUGUAAUGUGGGGUAGUAUGGAUAUAACCUUAUAUACUACUCCUUCUGCAUUAUCUCCUCCUUGGAAUAAUUUGACUUAUCUGAAUAAGGAUGAUGGCAGUAAUUUUAAUUUUACUUAUUUUGGGUUUCUAAAACCCAUAUGUAUGGGGGUAUUUCCUUGUCUUCAACUGGAUUGGCAACAUUGGCUUUUGCCAGGAAACAUGAGCAAUGGAUCCCGUAUGAGUUUGCAAUGGUUAUCUGCAUGGUCUAUUAAUAUGACCUGGACCAGCAUCACUUUUGAAGAUCCUUUGCUACUUCCUGAGUUUCCUGGUUUUACCUAUAUUGGUUUGAAAUAUCAACCUUUUGUUUGGCAAGAAUGCCGAGGAAAAUUUGGAAAAUUAUAUCAGGACAUGAUUAUGUGGGGACCAUAUGGUCAAUUUUUACAAAAUUGUUCUGAAUGGAAUGAUAUUCAAUGUGAUGUCUCUUUUACAAUUAGGAUCCCAAUGAAAGAACAGUGGAAUGAGAUCAUCUCUGGGAAUCGACUCAUGGAAUGGGGAGAUUGUGGAAUUGCUGAUCCACCUAUAGCUUCUCUAUAAUUUCUGGCUCAAGUUCAGACACAUUUAUGGAAAGCUGCUGCUGCUUUGAAACCUGUUUAUCUGAUGAAUGGCACAUUUUCUGGAACCGCUAAUUCUGCUUCUUCCUAUUAUUUUACAUUGUUUAAAGAAUAUAAUAUAACUACUUGUUUGCCCUUGCCCUAUGUGUUUUUGAUUGGAAAUUUUACAUUUGAUCAAGGAAUUCAAUGUAUACAAUGUCAGUUGUAUUCUUGUUUGAAUUCAUCUGUUAAGUUUAAAGAUGGUUUUUCAUUAAUGAUUUUGCAACAACGUACUCAUGUUUGGUUACCAGUGAAUUUGGAAAGAACCUGGUCGCAUAAUCCUGUAGAUACCUUGGUUUUAGAGUUUUUUGAAAAACUUCUUAAAAGAACGAAAAGGAUGGUUGGCAUUGUUGUAGCUGUAAUUCUUAGUUUAAUAGCUGUCACCACAGUUGCUACUGUGUCUGGAAUAGCUUUGCACACUUCUCUACAAACUAAUCAUUUUGUUGAACAAUGGCACAAAGAUUCUCAUGAUCUAUGGCUAUCUCAAGUCCAGAAUGAUUCUAGAUUACAAGCUCAGAUAUCUUAAAACAAACUGUAAGUUGGCUUGGCAAAAAGAUGUUGACUUUGGAAAGACAAAUUUGGCUGAAAUGUGAUUGGAAUUCAACCACCUUUUGUGUUACAAAUUUAAAAUAUAAUGAAUCCUUACAUGAUUGGUCUUUAAUUCAACAAUACUUAGAUGGUAAUACCUCUGCUUCUGAUAUGAUUAAUAAUUUGCAAUUUAAUAUCCAUGAAAUAUUUGGACAACAGUUUGAGAAUGAAGAUGCCUCCACAAUAGCUGAACUGUUUUUAAAACAACUUGAAGGUCUUGAUCCUAAAGGAAUUAUUCAAAGUUUAUCCCAUACUGCAGGAGGAGUUGGGAUUGUUUUAAUAAUUAUCCUUGUGGCUCUUUGCCUGGGAUAUUUAUGUUAUAUCCGACCCAUUCAACAGUCUAUGUUAACUCUAUGGAAAGCAAUUAUUUUGAAAAAUCAAAAGAAAAAAGAAGGAAAGUGUGGAGAUAUGCCUAUGUAAGCAGUUAAUGUUCCUUCUGAUUCUCAAGGCUAUUUGAUGACUGUGACUUGGACAAAGGCCAGCUCUGGCAGGCUAGAGCUAGGAGGAGAAAAUGUUCUCUUCCUCUUAUCUCAAGUCACAAGUUACAGAUGCCUGGGAACACGGAAGAGGCUUUCUGCUGUAAGGCAUGUUAUUUUUCAAUGAGGUAGCAUCUGGCCAGGACGUCAUGCCCUGAGACACUCUGAAUAGCUAGAACAUAGGGGAGUGUUGUGUUAUGCCAAGCAUUGUCUAAGUAAGUUGCUUGGGAUACAACAGAUGAGAAAACGGUUGUUGAGAUUCUUUAUGUGCACAUUGUAUAUAAGUCUGAUGCUAAUAAAGUACAGCAUGCAGUUGCAUUUG